Molecule: messenger RNA, 1149 nt
Organism: Didymosphaeria variabile
Lineage: Eukaryota; Fungi; Ascomycota; Dothideomycetes; Pleosporales; Didymosphaeriaceae
Gene: RIM2
Product: Pyrimidine nucleotide transporter, mitochondrial
Exons: 3
Coding region: 1-1149 (382 amino acids)
Biological process (GO): pyrimidine nucleotide import into mitochondrion
Cellular component (GO): mitochondrion
Molecular function (GO): pyrimidine nucleotide transmembrane transporter activity
Source: RefSeq, a predicted model, not a curated record
AUGACCCUCGAUCAUGCGCCGCGCCCUCGAAGCAUCCACGACGACGGCACUCCAUUUAGACAGACACUCCUCCCACAAUCGCGCGAAACAGGCGAGGUCGUUCCCCCGAAGCAGCCAGAUGGCACUCCGGUAGCAGCCGCAAAGUCACCCUUUGCAAAGUCAUGGGCGCAUCUCAUCGCUGGCGGGCUCGGCGGAAUGGCAUCUGCCACUCUGACCGCCCCGCUCGACGUAUUGAAGACCCGCCUGCAGUCCACGUACUACCAGCAGCACCUCGCUGCAAUGCGCACAGCUCGCGGCCUACCUCCUAUCGAGACCAUGUCCUUUACGCGCAGCUCUCUGCUACACAUUCGCGAGACGGGAGAGAUUCUCUGGCAGGUACCCAAGGCCGAGGGCUGGCGAGCACUAUUCAAGGGUCUUGGUCCAAAUUUGAUCGGUGUUGUACCGGCGCGCGCGAUCAAUUUUUACACGUACGGUAAUGGCAAGCGAAUCAUCAGUACCUACUUCAACGACGGGAAGGAAUCGGCAUGGGUACAUCUCUGCGCAGCUGCUUUUGCUGGCGUCGUUACCGGCACGGCGACAAAUCCUAUCUGGCUCGUCAAAACUAGACUACAACUCGACAAGAACACGCACGCUGAUGGGCGGGGUCGCCAGUACAAGAAUGCGCUUGAUUGCACGAUGCAAACGAUUCGAAAAGAAGGAAUAAAGGGUCUGUACCGCGGCCUCACUGCAAGCUAUUUGGGCGUCACAGAGAGCACUCUUCAGUGGAUGAUGUACGAGCAAAUGAAGAUGGCAUUAGCGAGACGAGAAGAGAGGGUUGCUAAUAGCGGUCGGCCACCUACUGCUUGGGAUCAGACUGUGGCCUGGACGGGCAAGGUGUCCGCAGCUGGUGUGGCCAAGUUCGUUGCUGCUCUGGCGACGUAUCCUCACGAGGUUGUACGAACGCGAUUGCGACAAGCUCCUUUGGAGAACGGCCAGCUGAAGUACACAGGCUUGACUCAGUGUUUCAAAUUAAUAUGGAAAGAGGAGGGUAUGGCAGCGCUUUAUGGUGGGCUAGUCCCUCAUAUGUUCCGAGUGGUACCGAGCGCUGCGAUCAUGUUCGGCACGUAUGAAGCAGUGUUGAAGCUCCUCGGAACCAGCAGCAACCUCUAA